Megalops cyprinoides (Indo-Pacific tarpon) is the source of this 6870-nucleotide messenger RNA. Its product is annotated as plexin-A4. Gene Ontology annotation, biological process: regulation of cell shape; regulation of GTPase activity; semaphorin-plexin signaling pathway involved in axon guidance. Gene Ontology annotation, molecular function: semaphorin receptor activity; protein binding. NCBI's taxonomy places the organism in Eukaryota, Metazoa, Chordata, Actinopteri, Elopiformes, Megalopidae. Gene Ontology annotation, cellular component: semaphorin receptor complex. Bases 675 to 6389 code for a protein of 1904 amino acids. The record is from RefSeq and is a predicted model, not a curated record. The transcript has 32 exons.
GCUGCCUAGCGACUUGGUGUCAGCAGCGAACCUGCAAACUUAAAACACCCUCUCGCCGCUCGCCGAGCGCGUCUCAGUCCGCGCCGAGACCUGCACCCGACCGACAGCACUGCGGAACCCUUGUGCAAAGCGAUUACAUAUUCAGUGCAAGAGAGAGAAGGCGAGAGAGUGAGAGUGAGAGAGAGAGAGAGAGCCGCCGCGAAUGGGAUGGGAGGUGUAGCGAGGCCGCCGGGUUUGGGAGUCCUCAGCGCGGCGUAGUUGUGGAAGAGGGACUCGCUGAUCGGGAGCGUGGAUGGAGAUCUGCUCGUGAUUUUUUUUUUGCGCUGGAUUCGCCUGCAUAUUUUUUGUAAACUCCAGCACUGUUAACGGGAAUAAAAUAAACGCGUGAAGGGGAAGAGGAGCCGAAGCCCGCGGGAUUGGUUUAAAGUGCAUUCUUUUUUUUUCACGCGUCUCUUGAUAGUACAUUUGGAGUAUCAAGGAAUUGGAAUUCCUGUGAACAAGCCCGUCAUCUGCAGUGUCAAUGCGGCUGCGGCUGUGAAGUAGAGGAAGACGCGAUUACAGGUACACAAUGCCCUCCAGUAAAAGAAGAGAGUAAGCUCUGAUUGGCUGAAAGUACUGGAUCGAGCCGUUCUUCCUCCCUGGGGGAAAGCCGUUCCCCUCAGUCACCCGGAGAGAUGGUGUCCCUCAUGUGGAGACGGACCUGUUUGGCCUUUUACUGCCUUUUCCAUGUCCUGGCGCCUCUGUUGUCCGCGUCCAGGCAACAGCAGCAGCCCGCCGUGCCGAGCGCCGCGGGCGGGGAGUACAGCACGUUCCACGUGGAGAACCCGGAGUGGACCUUCAACCACCUGGCGGUGGACUUCCGGAAUGGGAACGUGUACCUGGGGGCCGUGAACCGGAUCUACAAGUUGUCGCCGGGCCUGGAGCUGCAGGUGUCGCACCAGACGGGCCCGGACGAGGACAACCGCAAGUGCUACCCGCCGCGCAUUGUGCAGCCGUGCGGCGAGCCGCUGGCCCCCACCAACAACGUCAACAAGAUGCUGCUGGUGGAUUACCGCGAGAACCGCCUGCUGGCCUGUGGCAGCCUCUUCCAGGGCAUCUGCAAGCUACUGCGGCUGGACGACCUCUUCAAGCUGGGCGAGCCCUCGCACCGCAAGGAGCACUACCUCUCCGGCGUCAACGAGAGCGGCUCCGUCAUUGGCGUCAUCGUCUCCUACGGCAACGCCUCGGCCACCGACAAGCUGUUCGUGGCCACUGCCGUGGACGGCAAGCCCGAGUACUUCCCCACCAUCUCCAGCCGCAAGCUGGCGCGCAACUCCGAGGACGAGGGCAUGUUCGCCUACGUCUUCCACGACGAGUUCGUGGCCUCCAUGAUCAAGAUCCCCUCGGACACCUUCACCGUGGUGCCGGACUUCGACAUCUACUACGUGUACGGCUUUGGCAGCGGCAGCUUCGUGUACUUCCUGACGCUGCAGCCGGAGAUGGGCGGGCCCGCGGCGGGCUCGUCGGCCACCCGCGAGCAGGUGUACACCUCCAAACUGGUGCGCCUGUGCAAGGACGACACGGCCUUCAACUCCUACGUGGAGGUGCCCCUGGGCUGCGUCAAGGGCGGGGUGGAGUACCGCCUCCUGCAGGCCGCCUACCUGUCCCGGGCUGGCACCAUCCUGGCGCGCUCGCUGGGCGUGGCCCCAGACGACGACAUCCUCUACGCCGUCUUCUCCAAGGGCCAGAAGCGGCGGCCACGUGAGGCCUCCCAGGAGUCUGCGCUCUGUGUUUUCCCGCUGCGGGAGAUCAACGAGCGCAUCAAGGAGCGGCUGCAGUCCUGCUACAAGGGCGAGGGCACGCUGGACCUGGCCUGGCUCAAAGUCAAGGACAUCCCCUGCAGCAGUGCCCUCCUGACAAUUGAUGACAACUUCUGCGGGCUGGACAUGAACGCGCCCCUGGGAGUGUCCGAGAUGGUGCGGGGCGUGCCCCUCUUCUCCGAGGAGGCGGACAAGAUGACCUCAGUCAUCGCCUACGUCUACAAGAACCACUCGCUGGCCUUCGUGGGCACCCAGAGUGGCCGUCUCAAGAAGAUCCGGGUGGACGGCCCUUCCCACGGUGCCUUGCAGUACGAGACGGUCCAGGUGGUGGACAGCGGGCCGGUUCUGCGGGACAUGGCCUUCUCGGCAGACCACAACUACCUGUACGUCAUGUCCGAGACACAGCUGACGCGGGUGCCAGUGGAGGCCUGUGAGCAGUACACCACCUGUAGCGAGUGUCUGGGGUCCGGGGAUCCCCACUGCGGCUGGUGUGUGCUACACAAUGCGUGCACCAGGAAGGAGAAGUGUGAGCGCUCGUCCGAGCCCAGGAGGUUCGCCUCGGACAUCAAGCAGUGCGUCCGUCUGAGCGUCCACCCCAACAACAUCUCUGUGUCUCAGUACAGCGUCAUGCUGGUCCUGGAAGCCCACAACGUCCCGGAGCUCUCGGCUGGUGUGAACUGCACCUUCGAGGACCUGGCUGAGAUGGACGGCCAGGUGGAGGGGAACCGCAUCAAGUGCAGCUCACCCGCCGAGAAAGAAGUGCCCCGCAUCAUCAUUGACAAAGGAGAUCAUCAGAUCGUCCAGCUCUACCUCAAGUCCAAGGAGACGGGUCUGGCCUUCGCCAACACCAGCUUUGUCUUCUACAACUGCAGUGUCCACAAGUCGUGUCUGUCCUGUGUAAGCAGCCCCUACCAGUGUCACUGGUGUAAGUACCGGCACGUCUGCACCCACGACCCCCGCACCUGCUCCUUCCAGGAGGGCCGCGUCAAGCAGCCAGAGGAGUGCCCCCAGCUGCUCCCGGCCGAGCGGAUCCUGGUACCGGUGAACGUGGUGAAGCCCAUCACCCUACGGGCACGGAACCUGCCCCAGCCCCAGUCGGGACAGCGUGGGUAUGAGUGUGUCCUCACCAUUCAGGGCCAGGAGCAGAGAGUACCAGCCCUGCGCUUCAACAGCUCCAGCGUGCAGUGCCAGAACACCUCCUACUCCUAUGAUGGGAUGGACACGGGCAGCCUCCCCGUGGACCUGAUGGUUAUCUGGAACGGCGACUUCAGCAUCGACAACCCGGCCGACAACAAAGUGCACCUGUACAAGUGUGACGCCAGACGGGAGAGCUGCGGCCUGUGCCUGAAAGCCGACCCCCUCUUUGGCUGCGUCUGGUGCAAAGGGGAGAACCGCUGCACCCUCAAACAGCACUGCCUCCACCCUGAGAACCAGUGGCUGGAGCACUCCGGACCCAACAGCAAGUGCACCCACCCCAAAAUCACCCAGAUCACCCCGCUGCGAGGGCCGCGGGAGGGCGGGACGCUGGUGACCAUCCGGGGGGAGAACCUGGGCCUAGAGUUCCGGGAGAUCCAGGGACGCGUCAAGGUGGCCGAGGUGGACUGCACUCCGGUGCCCGAGGGCUACAUCCCUGCCGAGCAGAUCGUGUGUGAGAUGGGCAGGGCAGAGAAGAGUCAGUACGCCGGGAACGUACAGGUGUGUGUGGGGGAGUGCAGGCCGGAGUUCAUGGCCACUUCAUACAAGUACUACUACUUUGUGGUACCCAAACUGCUUCACCUAAAGCCGAGCCGGGGGCCCGUCUCCGGGGGAACCAUCGUUAACAUCACCGGCAGCAACCUGGACGCCGGCAGCAACGUGUCCAUCAUGUUUAAGGACCAGGGCUGCACCUAUCACAGGAGGGGGGGCCAGUGGAUCACCUGCCGGUCCCACGCCUCGCCACACGGCUACGGGAACGUCAGCGUGUCGGUCAGCGUGGACAAGGCCCACCUGCAGAAGGAUCUGAGGUUCGAGUAUGUGGAGGACCCCACCAUCCUCAAACUGGAGCCUGAGUGGAGCAUCUUCAGUGGGAACACCCCGGUGACAGUGACAGGGACCAAUCUGGACAUCAUUCAGAACCCCCUGAUCCGAGCCAAGUACAACGGGCUGGAGACGCUCAAUACGUGCCGGGUCCUCAGCUCCACAGAGAUGCUGUGCCAGGCCCCGGAGCUGCCCGUCAGCCUGAGCAGACAGAAGGAGGUGGCCGAGAGACCCGACGAGUUUGGUUUCGUCCUAGACGACGUGCAGUCCGUGCUGGCCCUCAACACCACCAGCUUUGUCUACUACCCCAACCCCGUGUUCGAGGCGCUGAGCGUGUCCGGGGUGCUGGAGCUCAAGCCAGGCUCCCCCAUCAUACUGAAGGGCAGAAACUUCCUCCCCCCCACCCCCGGGGGCAACGGCAAGCUGAACUUCAGCGUUCUGAUUGGAGAGAAGCCCUGUACGUUAACCGUCUCCGACACCCAACUGCUCUGCGAGUCGCCCAACCUGACCGGGAGGCACAAGGUUCUGGCGCGAGUGGGCGGGAUCGAGUUCUCGCCGGGCGUGGUCCACAUCUCCUCGGACAGCCCCCUCAGCAGCACCGCCAUCGUCAGCAUCGCCGGGGCGGGAGGCCUCCUCAUCCUCUUCAUCGUGGUCGUGCUCAUCGCCUACAAGCGCAAGUCCCGGCAGAGUGACCUCACCCUCAAACGCCUGCAGAUGCAGAUGGACAACCUGGAGUCCCGGGUCGCCCUGGAGUGCAAAGAGGCUUUUGCUGAGCUACAGACUGACAUCCAUGAGCUGACCAGUGACUUGGAUGGCGCUGGGAUCCCCUUCCUUGACUACAGAGCAUACACCAUGAGGGUCCUUUUCCCUGGCAUCGAGGAGCACCCUGUCCUGAGGGACCUGGAGGUCCCGGGCUACCGGCAGGAGCAGGUGGAGAAGGGCCUGAAGCUGUUUGGCCAGCUCAUCAACAACAAGGUGUUCCUGCUGACCUUCAUCCGCACGCUGGAGUCGCAGCGCGGCUUCUCCAUGCGCGACCGCGGCAACGUGGCCUCGCUCAUCAUGACCGUGCUGCAGAGCAAGCUGGAGUACGCCACCGACGUGCUCAAGCAGCUGCUCUCCGACCUCAUCGACAAGAACCUGGAGAGCAAGAACCACCCCAAGCUGCUGCUGCGCAGAACCGAGUCCGUCGCGGAGAAAAUGCUCACAAACUGGUUCACCUUCCUGCUCUACAAGUUCCUAAAGGAGUGUGCUGGAGAGCCCCUGUUCUCCCUCUUCUGUGCCAUAAAGCAGCAGAUGGAGAAAGGCCCUAUCGACUCCAUCACCGGCGAGGCCCGCUACUCUCUCAGCGAGGACAAGCUCAUCAGGCAGCAGAUCGACUACAAGACCAUGGUAGUGAACUGCAUACACCCAGACAACGAAAAGAGCCCGGAGAUCCAGGUAAAGGUCCUGAACUGUGACACCAUCAGCCAGGUCAAGGAGAAGAUCCUGGACGCCAUCUACAAGAACGUGCCCUACUCUCACCGGCAGAAGGCAGCCGACAUGGACCUGGAGUGGCGUCAGGGGAGAGGAGUACGGGUGAUCCUCCAGGACGAGGACGUCACUACCAAGAUUGAGAGUGACUGGAAGAGGCUCAACAUGCUGAGUCACUACCAGGUGCCUGAUAACGCGGUGGUGGCCCUCGUCCCCAAGCAGGUCAUGGUGUACAACUCCGUCAACAACUCCACCGUCUCCCGAACCUCCGCCAGUAAAUAUGAGAACAUGAUCAAGUACACGGGGAGCCCCGACAGUCUGCGCUCGCGCACGCCCAUGAUCACGCCAGACCUGGAGAGCGGCGUGAAGGUGUGGCACCUGGUCAAGAACCACGAGCACGGCGACCAGAAGGAGGGCGACCGCGGGAGCAAGAUGGUGUCCGAGAUCUACCUGACCAGGCUGCUGGCCACCAAGGGCACGCUGCAGAAGUUUGUGGACGACCUGUUCGAGACCAUCUUCAGCACGGCGCACCGCGGCAGCGCCCUGCCCCUCGCCAUCAAGUACAUGUUCGACUUCCUGGACGAGCAGGCGGACAAGCACGGCAUCCAUGACCCGCACGUCCGCCACACGUGGAAGAGCAACUGCCUACCUCUGAGGUUCUGGGUGAAUGUGAUAAAGAACCCGCAGUUCGUCUUCGACAUCCACAAGAGCAGCAUCACAGACGCCUGCCUGUCGGUGGUGGCCCAGACCUUCAUGGAUUCCUGCUCCACCUCCGAGCAUCGGCUGGGCAAGGACUCCCCCUCCAACAAGCUGCUCUAUGCCAAGGACAUCCCCAGCUACAAAAGCUGGGUGGAGAGGUACUACUCGGACAUCAGCAGGAUGCCGGCCAUCAGUGACCAGGACAUGAACGCCUACCUGGCGGAGCAGUCCCGCAUGCACAUGCACGAGUUCAACAGCAUGAGCUCCCUCAGCGAGAUCUACUCCUACGUGGGCAAAUACAGCGAGGAGAUUGUCAGUGCGUUGGAGCAGGACGACAUCGCCAGGAAACAGAGACUGGCCUUCAAGCUGGAGCAGGUGGUCGCCUUCAUGAGCCUUGAGAGCUGAGGACCGCGUUUCCCAGAGUGCACUGGGAGAUAUCAGAAACCGAGCCGUGCCUGAGCGAAGACCUGUCCCUCAUCUAUCUCAACAUCUAUGUUUCAAAACAAAAAAAAAAAAGAAAAAAAAAAAGGUUCUCUUUUUUUUCCGGCUGCAAGUGUUCAAAUCACAUUAGCUGUGCUGUGCUGGCGAGCUGGGGGGAGGGGAGGGUUGGUGGGGGGGCGUGGGGAAGCUCACCAUAUUGGUGACUCCCAAAACCCCUGGGGUGAAAAAAACAGAACAUUUUAUCAUUAUGUUGCCUUGAAAACACCGCUGAUAACAAAGUCUCUGACACAACAAAGUUUGGUGUCCAUUUGUUCCAACUUUUUCAAUAGCAUAGAAGUGAACCUACUUUAGGGUCAAGUCAAUUUUAGUACAUUUAAUGUGACAAAACAGCAACAGAGGUGGAAAUACUAUAUAUAUAUAUAUAAAUAUAUAUAUUGACUGUUGA